AUGAUAGGAGCCGCCAUUGACUACGAAUGGCCCAUACACGUCUCUAUCAUACACGGCAGCCACCGGGCCUGGCCGCCUAGAGAGCUCCUUGUUAACCGACACCCGAUAUACGUUAAAUUCGCUGACUAUGUGAUCAUACCCAGAAGAGGCCUCGACACCGCCGACUCUAUGGCUAACGCCAUACGGCGAAGAAUGCUCCGUCUGAUGCUUGACGUUCCCGGACACGACCCCGUGAUCGAACGUCCGUUGUUGAAGACAUCGGAUUUGAAAAAGAUCAUGGAGCUUGCACAAAGCCGGAGUGAAAUCCGAGAGUCCUUCCUCAAUUGA
Messenger RNA from Gregarina niphandrodes, 327 nucleotides. RefSeq lists its product as hypothetical. The coding region runs from base 1 to 327 and encodes 108 amino acids. NCBI's taxonomy places the organism in Eukaryota, Apicomplexa, Conoidasida, Eugregarinorida, Gregarinidae. The record is from RefSeq and is a predicted model, not a curated record. The transcript is spliced from 2 exons.